CCAAUAUUCAGUUCCGCAUUUAUCUCCGUCGUCAUUUCUUGCUGAUUGGGUUAUUCCAUUCACCAGAUUUUUCCAAUCGAAAAUCAAGAAACCUUUUCUUUUUCCAUGUGUUCAAGAAUAAACCUCCCCCUGGGUUUUCUCUUGCACAAAUCUCAUCUUGUGUUCUAUCUCCUUGGGUUUAGCAGCCAUUUCGUGCCUAGAUUUCUCUCGGGACUUUUUCCGAGCAAUUGAUGCGCGAGAGUGAGUUUAUUCCUCCUCAAUUUCUGCUGCGCAAAAUGGGUUGCAUUCAAGUCGAAUGCUGCAGGACUUGCUCGCCCACCACAGACGCCGACAACGAGGAAGACGAACCGGGCGUCUAUCCCAGCCCGUACAACGCCCGCGGGCCCUCCGACAACGUACCCCUGGACGCCGUGCACGUCCCGUCCUACAAUCUCCGACUGUCUGACGCCGCCCUCAGCCACCCGGAUACUACCCUGACGCCCUCGACAAGGAGAAUCAGGACAGCUACUGCGUGAAGACCGCCGUUCAGGGCAACCCUAACAUCCAUUUCUUUGGGUUUUUCGACGGGCACGGCGUUUGUGGGGCCCAGUGCUCGUCUUUCGUCAAGGACACGCUUAUCCAAAAACUCUCCGAGGACCCGUCCUUUCCUGUUGACCCCAUCUCAGCCUACAGCUCAGCCUUCCUGUCAACCAACGACCAACUCCACACUAUUGAAAUUGACGACUCCAUGAUAUGGGACUAACUCAAAGUGUAUAUUCUAACAAUUGUGCCAUCGUAGAGUUUCUCUUAGCCCUUUUAUGGUCUCACUGUCCUGACGAAGGGAGAUUCAUGAAGCAGAGGGAAUCAUGAAUUAUCAACAUCCAUAUAUAUCAAGCCAAAUCGAGACCAAUUUGUAGAAAAAAAAAAAAUGGCUGCAAUUACUAGCAGCCGGCACAUGAGCUUGGGCUCCCUUAGAUCGAGUAGCUGGGCCUCGGCUAGUGUGAGGGAGGUUUUCACUGCACCUGGGCAGGACACCUUUGGGAGGACUGGCAGAGAAUAUGAUGAUCAAGAAGAGCUCAUUUGGGCAGCCAUUGAACGGCUCCCAACUUAUGACCGUACGAGAAAAGGGGUUCUGAAGAAAGUGUUGGAAGAUGGAAAGGUGGUUCGUGAGGAAGUCGAUUUCACACAUCUUGGGGACCAACAAAAGAAGCGCCUCAUGGAGAGCAUACUCAGAGUUGUCGAUGAUGAUAACGAGAGGUUCUUGCGCAGCCUCAGAGAUAGAACUGAUCGGGUUGGAAUUGAUAUUCCGAAAGUGGAAGUUCGUUAUGAGCAUCUCUCUAUCACGGGAGACACACAUGUUGGGUCGAGGGCUCUUUCAACUCUGUUGAACUCAACAUUAAAUGUGAUAGAGGGGAUUCUUGAGAAAGUGAGGAUCAUCCCUUCAAAGAAAAAGGCUGUCGGUAUACUUGAUGUUAGCGGCAUCGUGAAACCUUCGAGAAUGACACUACUUCUCGGGCCUCCAGGCGCUGGAAAAACUAUACUGCUAAAGGCUCUUGCAGGAAAGCUCGAUAAUGAUCUUAAGGUAAAUGGAAAAGUCGCCUAUUGUGGUCACGAGCUCAUGGAAUUCGUUCCCCAGAGGACAUGCUCUUACAUAAGCCAACACGAUCUUCACCAUGGAGAGAUGACUGUGAGGGAGACAUUAAAUUUUUCAGGACGUUGUUUGGGUGUCGGAAUUCGAUACGACCUUCUUGUUGAAUUAGCAAGGCGAGAAAAAGAGUCCGGGAUUAAACCGGACCCUGAAAUCGAUGCAUUCAUGAAAGCCACAGCUGUAGUUGGCCAAGAAUCAAGUCUAGUAACACACUAUGUGCUCAAGAUUCUUGUUUUGGAUAUAUGUGCUGAUAUAUUGGUUGGAGAUGAGAUGAGAUGGGGAAUAUCAGGUGGACAGAAAAAGCGGCUCACGACCGGUGUAAUGUUGGUGGGACCAGCGAAAGUUUUCUACAUGAAUGAAAUAUCGACCGGUCUCGACAGCUCGACUACUUUUCAAAUUGUUAAGUACAUGAGGCAGAUGAUUCACAUCAUGGAUGUGACCAUGAUAAUAUCCCUCCUCCAACCUGCGCCCGAAACUUUCGAGCUUUUUCGAGAGUGUUGGGUUCAUGUGAAAUUCCGUACCUGCAAUCUCUACUUAACCGCUUACAAACCAUUUGAGAGCCAAAAGUGGAAGGAGCUCCGUGUACAAAAGAAAGGUAAAUGGGUUUUGCCUGAUUCUGAAGCAGACCGAAUUGCCAUAUUGUCCAGAGAGGAGAGGAAAGGUGUAGCCGACUUUUUACAAGAAGUCACCUCAGUAAAAGACCAAGAGCAAUACUGGUUCAAGAAAAAUGAGCCUUACCGAUAUAUUUCGGUGGAAGAGUUUGUGGACCACUUCAGAUCCUUCCAUAUUGGACAGAGCCUUUGUGAUGAACUGGCAGUACCGUAUGAUAGAUCGAAAGUCCAUCCAGCUGCAUUGGUCACUGAAAAAUAUGGGAUUUCGAACAUGGAGCUUUUCAGGGCGUGUUUGUCCCGGGAAUGGCUUCUGAUGAAGCGGAAUUCUUUCUUGUAUAUAUUCAAGACUUUCCAGAUAACUAUAAUGUCGAUAAGUACAUUCAUGGUGUUUUUCAGAACAGAAAUGAGGUCCGGGCAGUUGGUGGAUGGAGGGAAAUUUUACGGUGCAUUGUUUUUCAGCCUCAUUAAUGUGAUGUUUAAUGGCACAGCAGAGCUUGCUCUGACAGUUCUUAGGCUUCCCGUGUUUUUUAAGCAAAGGGAUGCUCUGUUUUAUCCUGCUUGGGCUUUUUCCUUGCCAAUUUGGCUUGUGGGGAUCCCGCUUUCGCUUAUGGAAUCAUUGAUAUGGAUUGUUCUUACUUAUUAUACUAUUGGAUUCGCUCCUGGGGCUGACAGGCACGUAUUUUUCCGCCAAUUGCUGGCAUUUUUUGCACUGCAUCAGAUGGCUUUGUCCCUAUUCAGAUUUAUUGCCGCACUUGGACGAACACAGGUGGUUGCAAACACUUUGGGUACUUUCACUUUGCUGAUGGUCUUUGUUCUUGGUGGUUUUAUUAAUGCCAGAGAUGACAUCGAGCCAUGGAUGAUCUGGGGCUACUAUGUUUCUCCCAUGAUGUAUGGUCAGAAUGCUAUAGCCAUCAACGAAUUUUUGGAUAAAAGAUGGAGCUCUCCAAACCCCGACAGCAGAUUUAAUGAACCAACAGUUGGCAAGGCUUUUAUGAGAAUGAGGGGAAUGUUUACAGAGGAUUAUAUGUACUGGAUAUGCGUUGCUGCUCUAUUUGCAUUCUCGAUUUUCUUCAACAUCUGCUUCAUUAUUGCACUCUCGUAUCUGAACCCUUUCGGAGAUUCAAGGUCUGUUACUGCGGAUGACAAUGACAAGAAGAAAAAGAAUCUUGCCGUCUCAGAAAAUUCGAACACUGAUAGUAGAACUGCAGCCUCGUCAGGUCCCAAAAAUGGAGGCAACUGCAUGCCUACUAAGAGUGAUUCUGAAGGAAGCAGCCGAGCAGAAACUGCAAAUGCGAAGAAGGGAAUGGUGCUCCCAUUCACUCCAUUGUCACUAGCAUUUGAUCAUGUGAACUACUAUGUUGAUAUGCCUUUUGAAAUGAAAAAGAGUGGGAUUGAAGAAACUCGUCUUCAACUGUUGAGAGAUGUUAGUGGAGCCUUCAGGCCUGGAGUGUUGACUGCACUAGUCGGCGUGAGUAGGGCCGGCAAGACGAACCUUAUGGAUGUUUUGGCGGGAAGAAAGACGGGUGGAAUUAUCGAGGGCAGUAUAAACAUUUCUGGUUAUCCCAAGAAUCAGUCGACUUUUACCCGAAUAAGCGGCUACUGUGAACAGACUGAUAUACAUUCUCCCCACGUGACUGUGUAUGAGUCGAUUGUGUACUCUGCCUGGUUGCGUCUUUCUCCGGAUGUCGACAAGGAAACUCGCAAGAUGUUUGUUGAACAAGUGAUGGAGCUGAUCGAGCUGAAUCCCCUGAGAAAUGCCUUAGUGGGUCUUCCUGGAGUUGAUGGCCUUUCGACAGAGCAGAGGAAGAGGCUCACGAUAGCAGUUGAACUCGUUGCUAACCCGUCCAUAAUAUUCAUGGACGAGCCAACUUCUGGACUCGAUGCCCGAGCAGCUGCCAUAGUCAUGCGCACGGUUCGCAACACAGUCGACACUGGCCGCACGAUUGUCUGCACCAUCCAUCAACCGAGCAUAGAUAUUUUCGAGGCUUUUGACGAGCUGUUGCUGAUGAAGAGAGGAGGACAAGUUAUUUAUGCUGUGCCUCUUGGACAUCAUUCUCAUCUAUUAGUAGAAUACUUUCAGUCUGUGCCUGGAGUUCCUGAGAUUAAGGAAGCUACAAUCCUGCCACUUGGAUGCUGGAUGAGGAAUGAAGAACUAAUUAAACAACUUAGCUUGCCAGCACCAGGGUCUGAAGAUCUAUAUUUCCCAACCCAAUUCGCUCAGUCUUUCAUUAAUCAAUGCAAAGCGUGCUUUUGGAAACAGCAUUUAUCUUACUGGAGGCAUCCUCAGUAUAAUUCCAUCAGGUUUUUUAUGACGGCCAUCAUUGGAAUUAUAUUUGGAGUCAUAUUCUGGGACAAAGGGGGACAAUUGUCUACACAACAAGAUCUAAUGAACCUGCUUGGGACUAUAUACUCUGCUGUUAUGUUUCUUGGAGGCACAAGUACUUCUGCUGUUCAGUCGGUUGUGGCUGUAGAAAGAACAGUCUUUUAUCGUGAAAAGGCCGCUGGGAUGUAUUCAGCAUUGCCUUAUGCAUUUGCUCAGGUGGCAAUCGAGGCAGUUUACAUAUCAAUUCAGACCUUCAUAUACAGCCUUCUUCUUUACUCGAUGAUUGGGUUCAAUUGGCGGGCAGAUAGAUUCUUUUGGUUCUAUUUUUUCGUAUUUAUGUGUUUCGUAUACUUCACUACCUACGGCAUGAUGCUUGUGGCAGUCACCCCAAAUUACCAGAUUGCUGCAAUUGUCAUGUCGUUUUUCCUCAGCUUCUGGAACUUGUUCUCGGGCUUUCUCAUUGCAAGAACGGAUAUUCCUAUAUGGUGGAGAUGGUACUAUUGGGCUUCGCCUGUCGCAUGGACUAUAUACGGGCUUGUGACUUCUCAGGUGGGAGACCGAACGAACUCUAUUCAAAUACCUGGCAGUGGUGAUAUUCCUUUAAGAGAAUAUCUCGAGAAUUCAUUAGGAUACGAUUACGACUUCCUGGGACCGGUUGCUGUGGCCCACAUUGGUUGGGUGAUUCUUUUCUGUAUCGUUUUCGCUUACGGCAUCAAGUUCCUCAACUUCCAAAAGAGGUGAAGGGAAUGAGUGAGUUCAUUCAAACACUUGCUACCUAUAUUUUUGUGUUUUGUAAAAGAGUUCCAUGUGGAAAGUAUAUCUUUUGGACACAAGUUUUGUUUAUUAGUAGUUGAUGUUGAUUGUGAUAUAAAAACAUUUAUUGUUCUGGGUAGAUGAGAUAAUUUGAAACUUUUUUUUUUUAUUCGAAACGAUAGAUUUUAUAGCUCAAGAGAACAAAACUGACCCAGGCUAACUCGCUUACAGACUUCCACAAGAAAGACUAAGAGGGACACCUCAAUGAGCCCUAAACAAAACUAAACAAACAAAACAGAGGUGGAUGAUCAGUUUAUGCAAUGACAAAGCAUAGAGCUCGUAAUUCUGAUUCUCUAGGACUUUUGACAGUUAACAACUGCGAAAGGAAAAGUUGUUAGUUUUAUAUUGUGUAUUCUCUGAACCUAGAUUUGGUUUCACUAUUUUAUUGUGUAUUCUAUAUUAUACUAGUAAAGUGUACGCGCGAUGCAAGUGGUGGUUAAUAUUUUUGGCCAA
Messenger RNA from Striga asiatica, 5827 nucleotides. NCBI's taxonomy places the organism in Eukaryota, Viridiplantae, Streptophyta, Magnoliopsida, Lamiales, Orobanchaceae. The record is from the annotation of a GenBank genome assembly.